This is a messenger RNA of Pimephales promelas (fathead minnow), 1727 nucleotides long. RefSeq names its product inhibitory synaptic factor 1. Gene Ontology annotation, biological process: inhibitory postsynaptic potential. The record is from RefSeq and is a predicted model, not a curated record. Gene Ontology annotation, cellular component: postsynaptic density. NCBI's taxonomy places the organism in Eukaryota, Metazoa, Chordata, Actinopteri, Cypriniformes, Leuciscidae.
AAGAGAGAUCAUAGGAAAUAAAUGCGAGUGACUGAGGAGAGAGAGGGAAGGGGGAGGUUUCCUAAGUGCUUGAGCAUCAGUGACUGAUAGAGGACAACAUUGGAAGAGAGGUGCUGAGCAUGCAUCCGUCUCUAGUGUUAUCUGUGCGUGCUCAGAUGGGGUAGGAGAUGCGCUGCACUGUACGGGGCACAGUGGGAAAAGCCUGGCAACUCUGCGGAAGCUUUUUAUAGACAUAUGGAGCAGCAAAGUCCAAACGGCAUUAAUUCUGGACCAAAGCCAUAAAAGCCAAGAGAAGACAAGCUACUGAAAGCCUGAGCGAUUUCUGGAGUGGGUUAGCUGAUGUCCGGGACUCUCUUUGUCUCAGAGUAUUGGGGGUUUUUUUUGUCCUCUGAGAGAAGCAAUUUUUGGCUCGUCCUCCCAGGUGUCACACCAGAUGCGUUCGUUUUCUGUCAGCUCGAGUGGCAAUGGGACUUGUUCUUACUUUUCUUAGUGCACUAUUUGGAUACAUAUGUUCUUCACAUCAAGUACUGACGGCCCCUGUACUGAAGGCUUUUUCUUCAAUGUACAAUAUGCUUCAUGGUAAUAUUUCUGGAAUUGCAAUGGAGGAUGCAUAGAUGGGGAGAAACUGAAAAGAUUCCCAGAUGACUUUUGAUGUUCCUGGACUGAAUUUGGCGGUUUCUAACAUCAGCUGUGCCACAAACAGCUUUUCAGACCAGAGAAUGGGUCUUUUAUCCAGAUAGGUUUAAACAACAUUGUGGCGGGCUUCAGACAUGAAGUCCAGUGUCCUGUCCCCUCCUGGCUGCCGCCGCUGCUGUCAUCCCUAUGUGAAGGAUGUUUCACGGCACCGCGCUAGGACCAUUUGAACCGAGCACGAGCCCUGACCGGAGAGCAGAGAUCCGCAGGCGCGUUAAGAUGGUCAUGGAACAGCUGGAGGAAGUUCUCGCUGAGCUCAAGGACGUGGCGAAAGAGCUCCGGGAGGUUGUGGUCCAAAUUGACAAGUUAACAUCAGAUAUCGACCUUGACUCAGAGGGUGACCUGACACUAGUGUGCUGCAGCGAGGACCGUGGCGACCUCUUGCACAAUGAAACAUUAUCCGACAACCGCUUACUGCACAAUACUCUCCGUAACCCAACCAUAGCCAAGAAGCAAGAGUUAGACCUUUACCGCAGGAGCUGUGGAGAUUUACCUGCCCUCAAUGGACCGUUAAAGGCUCAAAACAGCCCUAAAGCGCCCUGGCUCUUUGGAUCUGGAGGAAGGAUCCAUUCUUACGACAAGACGCUAUAUCAUGCAUUGUGCUGUGAUGAUGAUUACAAUGAAUUUAGAGGUGGAAUUAGAUCAUCAAGGCUGUCGUCCACGGAUUCUGUGUUUUCAUCUUCACCUCCAAGGUUUUUGACUCCCACGUGUAAGCGUAAAACUUACUCCAGCCCAGACUCGAAGAAAAGAGCCCUCCGUAGCUGCAGUACGCAAACUGUUUCUGAUAAAAGCACACAAACUCACUUCCCAUACAUUCCAGCUAAGCAGAACUUCAAGUGACUGCAAAUACUAAAACUUCUGCAAAUUUCCAAAAAAUGUAAAAGAAUUUACCAAAAUAUAUUUUUUUUCACACUCAUGCUGUUCCGAAACUACAUGACUUUCUUUGUUCUGUGGAACACAGGAGGUGAAAUUUAAUUUCUUGAUAUAAAAAAAAAAAAUGAAAAAGCUGCAUAAUGACAAAAAAAGUCAUCAUA